CUACGUCAGUGAAAGACUACACUAUCCGGCAUGCAGUAGCGCAGAGAAUAACCUGACUUCGCGGGAAGAAAGAUCCCGGCUGACUGGCUGCUGAACGCACGACCGGAACGUCAUGGAAGAGACGGGCGCCGAUUCUCGCUCUCUUAAAGCUGGCAUCCUGUCCGAACUGAGCACCAUCCUCGCCAGCACCCAGAACCUGUGAGUCUGCACCUCCAGUAAGAUGCCGCCUUGCAGUUCCACAGUUCCCCCGUCCUCGGUCGUCUUUGCUGUCUGGAAACGUCCUUAAAGUGUUCUAAAAGCUGAAUGUUUUGCUCGUGCCUGGGUUCACCCGGUACGUUUCAGAGUGGAGGAGCUGCAGAGGUUGGUGGCUCUGACUGACCCGGACAGCGGAAAGUUGCUGCAGUCGCAAGAACAGGCGGUGAGCUCUCUGGGUGUUUGGAAGUCCCUGUUCGCAGCCGUUGAGGCACACACUGACAUCUAGACCAUGUGCGAGAAGGAAGACGGGAGCGAUAUGUCGGACGUAGUGACCAGCAAAUCUCCCGACAGCGACGCCGUCGUCCUCUCGGACACGGUGUCCCUGAGCGACUCCGACCCUGAGGAUUCCGUGCCCCACUUCGAUCCGGAAGUGGUCUCCUCCUCCAGCGGCGACUCUUCGGACGAGGGCGACCCGGCUGCCCCGGGACGUCCCGAGCCCGCCGGGCCCCGCGGGCCCUUCUUCCAGCUGAAGGGCACGAGCACGGGAUUCUCCUCCCGCAGCCAGAGCAUUUUCGACUGCCUGGAGAGCGCCGCCAAGCUGGCCAUGCCCUCCCUGGGAGACGACAACCUCAUCGACCGGACCUUCGUGCGCCCGCUGCCGCCGGCCAGCAGGAAGAGGGACGGCGGCGAAGACGCCCCCAAGGCGAGAAGCAAGACGCCCCCCGACUCUUCGUCUUCCAAGGCCGUGCCGGAUUACCUGGUGAACCCGGAGCGCUGGACCAAGUACAGCCUGGAAGACGUGCCGGAGACCAGCAGCGCGAAAAACGCCGCUGUGGCCCAGGAGUACAUAGAAACCCUGCAGCAGAGGAGGAAGCGGAGCUGGGCGGUGGACAACCAGGAGCCCUUCACUCCGGCAUUCAACCAGGACCACUCCAGCAGCUCCGGCUGCAGGAUCGUCUUUUCCAAACCCGGCCGGCCGCUGGAUGCUCCCGGGAAUCCCGAGGGGCAGGGGGGAGGAGACGACGCGCCGGGAGCCGAGGAGGCGCCUGGAAGGGGGAGACGUGGCCCGUUGGGGGAGAAGGAGGGCGGGGGGAAGAAGGAAUUCGGGUUGCUCCACCUGGAAGAGCCCGAGGAAGAGGAGAACGACGCCGGCCAGGAAAGGAUGGCCAAGCCCAGAGAAAGGGCGAGGAAGAGGAAGUGGGCCGGGGAGGACCGUGGGGACAAAGCCGAGGCACUGGUGGCCGCGGUGGGAUUCAACGCCAGCCGGAAGGUGAAUCGGAAGAACUUCCGGAAGACUGUGGGGAGAGACGAGGAAGACUGACGAAGACGUCGGUCACAAUAACUUGUGUGUGGAGCUGUUGGUAAAGUUAUUCUGCUUUUUCGUUUUAGGUGUAGCUUGUUUUUAAUAUUUACCAAGAUCCUGCACAAUUUUCAACCCCCUAAAAGUAACAGAUUUCUUCCAGUAGUUCAAGAUUUUUUUUUUUUGCAAUAGAGUGACAUGAAAUUGUGACAAAACGUAGAACUGCGGUGUCUUUUUCGUAGUGUUCCACCAGAAAUUCUCCUCCUGCUGCGACUUCUUUUGUCUUGCUCUGUUGUAGCGGAAGACGUUUUUGAGUUUAUCCUGCGCGUUUCCCAGCAAGCACGUUUCAGGUUCUUUCCUGUAUAGGCUGGGCUGUGUGAAAAUAUUCCCCUGGACGGGCCCAGACAGAUUGUCCGUGUCUGGUCAGUAAUUAUCACCUCCUUCCUGGGGGACAGAGCCGUUCCGCCUUUCGGAUCGAGCUGUCCUAUUGUGUAUUUGAUCCCUUUGUGACUUUUUUUUUUUCCUUGCAGUGAUUUUCGAGUAGCGGUGACAAAACUGUAAAAACGAACCUCUCAGCAAUACUUGCAUUUAAGCUGUACAGAAACCCAGUGUCCAGGUGAAUAGCAGUUCUUAACUGAAGUAGAAUUUCUCUGUAUGUUUCAGAUCACGUGUGAUGUACUUUGAUAGGUGAACGCCAAUAAAAUAUACCCUUUGUUCACAGUCA
Lepisosteus oculatus (spotted gar) is the source of this 2219-nucleotide messenger RNA. It is a transcript of the gene tssc4, whose product is annotated as tumor suppressing subtransferable candidate 4. The record is from RefSeq and is a predicted model, not a curated record. NCBI's taxonomy places the organism in Eukaryota, Metazoa, Chordata, Actinopteri, Semionotiformes, Lepisosteidae.